This is a messenger RNA of Penaeus chinensis, 3383 nucleotides long. It is a transcript of the gene Sf3a1, whose product is annotated as splicing factor 3A subunit 1-like. Gene Ontology annotation, biological process: mRNA cis splicing, via spliceosome; regulation of alternative mRNA splicing, via spliceosome. Bases 195 to 2594 code for a protein of 799 amino acids. Gene Ontology annotation, cellular component: catalytic step 2 spliceosome; U2 snRNP; U2-type prespliceosome. The record is from RefSeq and is a predicted model, not a curated record. Lineage: Eukaryota; Metazoa; Arthropoda; Malacostraca; Decapoda; Penaeidae. The transcript is spliced from 5 exons. Gene Ontology annotation, molecular function: RNA binding; protein binding.
ACUCUCUCGUGACGUUGUUUACGUUCGUGAGUUACGCUCCGCCGCCUGAAAUGGCCUCUUUAUUUUAACCCGCCGUUCUUACCCAUUUCCCCGGGUAUCAGACUUCCCCGCUGAAGUCUUAACCCUCCCGCUCAGAAAAAGAGAAGGGGAGAGUUUUAUUCUUGUAGAGAAGGGGAAAAAAAAGGUUUUCCAAAAUGCCGCCCGUGGAAGGACCUCCUGUCGAGGAGAAGAAGAUCGUGGUCGGCUUCAUUUACCCGCCGCCGGAAGUGAGAAACAUCGUUGAUAAGACUGCAAACUUCGUGGCACGUAAUGGCCCGGAGUUUGAGGCUCGUAUCCGGCAGCAUGAACAGAACAACCCCAAAUUCAAUUUCCUCAAUCCUGGCGAUCCCUAUCAUGCCUACUACCAGCACAAGGUCAACGAGUGUCGCACUGGCAAGACAGGGGAUAAAGAACCUUCCGCCAUCCCUGGUCUCCGUCCCCCUCAGCAGUCGGUGUCCCAAGCCCAGCAGCAGAAGCAACAGGAGUUGUUGCGAUCGGCUGUGUUGGAAGCCACAGCACCCAAGGAACCACCCCCGGACUACGAGUUCAUCGCAGACCCUCCGUCCAUUUCGGCGUUUGAUUUGGAUGUGGUGCGGCUGACUGCUCAGUUCGUGGCUCGAAAUGGUCGCCAGUUUUUGACAACGCUGAUGAACCGUGAGCAGAGGAACAACCAGUUUGAUUUCCUUCGCCCGCAACACUCUCUCUUUCAGUACUUCACCAGGCUGCUAGAGCAAUACACAAAGGUUCUCAUCCCACCCAAAGACCUGAUGAAACGUCUGACAGAGGAGGCCCAGAGCUAUAAAGCUGUUAUGAAGCAGGUUAACCAACGAGUGGAUUGGGAACGUCACCAGGCAGCUGUAAGGAAACGCGAGGAGGAAGAUGCAGAACGGGAGAGGCUAGAGUAUGCUGCUAUUGACUGGCAUGACUUCUCUGUUGUGGAGACCAUUGACUACCAGCCAUGGGAAGUUGGCAGCUUCCCCCCACCCACAACAGCUGCAGAGGUGGGGCGGCGAGUUCUCUUACAGGAGCGUCUGGAGGAGGGCGUCAAUCCAGACACAGACAUGGUUCUGGGCAGUGACGAUGAGGAUGAACCUGAGGAAGAGCAAGGAGCCCCUGGUGAUCAUGAUGAUACUCAGGUGCAAGACAUGGACGAGGAGAGCAGUGAAGAGGAGGAAUCGGAUGAUGACACGCCUCCACCACAGCAGCAGACUCAUCAAGAGGUCAAGAUGCCUCAGCCUCCUCUACCUAGAGAACCACCCCAGCCAGCUCCUGCACCACCUGUUCCUGGGCAGGUGGUGGUUAGGGACUACAAUCCAAGGCAGCAACAACGUAGUGCUGUGACCACUCCUUCUUCAGACCAGUACUUGGUGUCACCAAUCACUGGUGAGAGGAUUGCGCCUGACAAGGUGGGUCAGCAUUUGCGCAUUAACAUGUUGGACCCGCGUUGGCUGGAGGACCGUGACCGUCAGUUGGCCGAGCGUUCCAAUCAGGAUACAGUGUUUGCUACGGGAGAUUCUAUUCGCUCAUCUCUGAAAUUGCUGGCUGAGCGUCGUACUGAUAUUUUCGGUGCUGGUGACGAAGAAACAGGUAUUGGUAAGAAGAUAGGAGAGGAAGAAAAAAGGGAAGAGAAAGUGACAUGGGAUGGUCAUACUGGAUCUAUGGAAGCUGCCACAAGAGCGGCCAGAGCAAAUAUUUCUAUCAAUGAGCAAAUCCACCAGAUUCACAAGGUGAAAGGUCUACUUCCUGACCAAGAGAAAGAGAAGAUUGGUCCUCAGCCAAAAGUACCAUCAUCGGUUGGUUCAUCCCAAUCAUCACGUCCUGCUCCUCCCCCACCCAAGCCUCAGCCUGCUCCACCAAAGCCUCAGCCUCCACCUCCUCCUCCCAAGUCCAUUCCUCAACCAGCUCCAGCACCACCACCACCAAAGCCAGUUGUCACUCCAUCACAGUCAAUGAUGACUGUGAAUCUAGGAGGGCCAUUGCCUCCAAUGGCUCCCAUGAUGCCACCUGGUGGUGGUGUCAUGGUGGUGCCACGACCACCUGUCAUGAUGGCUCCUCGACCUGGAGGUUUCAUGCCAGGACCUGGCACUCCUGUGGCUGGAUUCAUGGGCCAACAAACCCAACCAGCACCUCCAUCUGGACCUCAGCCAGGCGUUGGAGCUCCUCCCAUGGGUGGUAUGGGUGGAGGACCUGAGAAGGAUGAGGAUGAGGGUCCUUCUGCCAAGCGAGCACGCACUGAAGAGAGCCUUGUGCCAGAGGGUGAAUGGGCACGUCGCUUCCCUGGCCCAGUUAAGUUCCAGCUGGCAGUACCUGUGGUUGCAGAUAAGCCAGAGUGGCGGCUUGAUGGUCAAACUCUUACCCUGAGCCUUCCUCUCACUGACCCAGUAUCUGUAGUGAAAGCUAAGCUGCAUGAUAUGAUUGGAUUGCCUCCUGGUAAGCAGAAGCUUGCAAGGGAUGGUUUGUUCUUCAAGGAUUCUCAGAGUUUGGCCUUCUACAAUGUGGGUCAUGGAACUGUAAUCCAGCUGCAGUUGAAAGAACGAGGUGGGCGUAAGAAGUAAUAUAACAAAGUUAAUGGAGUCCUAUGAUUCUGUGCACAGGUGUGUCUGUGGGAUUGUGUCUUUCUUUAUGUUCAGUAUUGGAUGACUGUGUAAAUGUACGAGUGUUCAGUUGUGAGCAGUUGAACGACUAUAUAUGUAUAAGUCAGUAUGAAUGUGUUAUUGUGCAUUGGUAUUUACUUGUAUGGGUUAAUUGUGAAUGAUGGUUGAUCACACUUUUGGAUAGAAAAGUUCACAGUGCUCACACUUUUUCAGUAGUUUAAGUUUAGUAUAAGUGAUUGCAGUUGUACAUCCUGUUUAUAUGGCACUGUUUCAUCUCCCAUUUUUUUUUUUUAUGUAAUCAUGGGAGCUUUGCUUGAUAAUACCACUACACACGAUUAAUGUGAAACCCAUACUGUGUUAGUUGUUAUAAUAUGCCCACACUAGGUUGACAUGUGGAAAAUGAAUGUCUGAUUUUCGAAAAUAAUAUUGUUUUGAAUGUUAAAAUUGCAAAUCAUUGGGAAAAAAAAUGUUUUGUGUCUUUGACAAAGUGAUGGCAUAUUUGCCAUUAAGAAAGUUGCUUAAAACUAAGCCUGUUUAGUAAAUCAUUUUGGGAUAGAAAUUACAUUAAAACUAAUACAUAAUGCUGCAUUUUUAUUAAGCGAGACUUGCAAUAAAUGCAAGAUAUAUAAAUUACAUAUUUGACAUUUAACUGUUAUGAUAUAUAUUGAGUACUUGAGUGAAAAAUGCUAAAUUGUUCAUAGUUUGUUUUUUUUGUAUCAUACUAGAUAAAAAUAAAAAUAUCUUACCAAA